Penicilliopsis zonata CBS 506.65 is the source of this 588-nucleotide messenger RNA. RefSeq lists its product as hypothetical. Gene Ontology annotation, cellular component: ribosome; cytosolic large ribosomal subunit. The transcript has 3 exons. Bases 49 to 453 code for a protein of 134 amino acids. NCBI's taxonomy places the organism in Eukaryota, Fungi, Ascomycota, Eurotiomycetes, Eurotiales, Aspergillaceae. The record is from RefSeq and is a predicted model, not a curated record. Gene Ontology annotation, molecular function: RNA binding; structural constituent of ribosome. Gene Ontology annotation, biological process: cytoplasmic translation; ribosomal large subunit biogenesis.
CCGUUCGAGUUCUUCUUUCACGAUUCCGACAAGGAGGCUCCCUGAAUAAUGGCUGUCACGAACCAGAGUCUCGCCUCUUCGCGCCGGAAGUCGCGCAAGGCGCACUUCAGCGCUCCCUCCAGCGAGCGCCGUGUUAUCAUGAGCGCUCACCUGUCCAAGGAGCUCCAGGCCAAGUACAAUGUCCGCUCGAUCCCCAUCCGCCGCGAUGACGAGAUCGUUGUUGUCCGGGGCUCCCAGAAGGGCCGUGAGGGCAAGGUCACCAGCGUGUACCGCCUGAAGUGGGCCAUCCACGUCGAGCGUAUCGUCCGCGAGAAGACCAACGGCCAGAGCAUCCCCAUCCCCCUCGCUCCUUCGAACGUCGUCAUCACCAAGCUCAAGCUCGACAAGGACCGUGAGCAGAUUCUGGAGCGGAUUGGCAAGGGUCGUGAGGCUGUGAAGGCCAAGUCGGCUUAAACGGUUUUCGACCUUUUUUUUUCUCUUCCUUUUCCAAACCUCGAGGGGGCCCGGGGGAGGGUUUCAAGUUUCAUAUUCCAACAGCGGUGUUUGUAACUCGGGAGUUCUAGAAGACUCGAAAAAAAAAUACGAGAU